CCCGGCCCGGCCGCGUGCAGCUGCGGCUCCGGGGGCAGGGCAGGGCGCGCGGGCGGCAUGGAGGCGGCGGAGGCGCGGUGCCGGGUGCUCUCUAUCCAGAGCCAUGUCGUGUGCGGCUACGUGGGCAACAAGGCGGCGAGCUUCCCGCUGCAGGUUCUGGGAUUUGAAGUUGAUCCUGUGAAUUCUGUCCAGUUUUCAAACCACACAGGUUAUGCUCACUGGAAGGGUCAGAUGUUAAAUUCAGCUGAACUCCAUGAGUUGUAUGAAGGACUUAAACUGAACAAUGUCAACCAUUAUGACUACGUACUCACAGGUUACACGAGGGACUCAUCAUUCCUUGCAACGGUGGUUGAUAUCGUUCAGGAGUUGAAGCAACAGAACUCUGACCUGGUGUACGUGUGUGAUCCAGUGAUGGGUGACAAAUGGAAUGGAGAAGGCUCUAUGUAUGUGCCAAAGGAGCUUCUCCCAGUCUACAGGGACAGAGUUGUACCCGUUGCAGAUAUAAUAACUCCUAAUCAGUUUGAGGCUGAGUUGCUCACUGGCAGAAAGAUUCACACAGAAAAAGAAGCUUUAGAGGUAAUGGAUAUGCUUCAUGCUAUGGGACCAGAGACAGUGGUGAUCACAAGCUCAGACCUACAGGGUUCUCUAGGAAGUGACUUCCUAAUUGCACUAGGGAGCCAAAGGAAAACUAGAGCGGAUGGCACCAAGGUGACCCAGAGAAUUCGAAUGGAGUCUCCUAAAGUGGAUGCUGAUUUCGUUGGAACUGGAGACUUGUUUGCUGCGAUGCUCUUGGCCUGGACACACAAACAUCCAAAUAAUCUUAAGGUGGCAUGUGAAAAGACUGUAUCAGCUAUGCAGCAUGUUCUGCAAAGGACCAUCAAGUGUGCAAAGGCACACGCUGGAAAAGGAAACAAACCUAGCCCAGCCCAGCUGGAAUUGAGAAUGGUCCAAAGCAAAAAGGACAUAGAAAACCCGGAGAUAAUAAUAAAAGCUACUGAAUUAUAAAGGCUGUAUGUCUCCCAAUAACGCACAAUGUAUUGAUGUCCUCUUUUUCUUUCCUGUAAAUUGUAAUGUUUGCCUUAGAUCUGUGACAGAAACCUGACUUCCAUGAAAUAGUGCCCUGCAUAGGCAGAUAUCCACAAUCAAACAUAUGUGCUGGCCUUGCUUGAUUUAAGGGGGGAAAAAAGUGAGUAGUAAAACUUACUCGCAGAUAUCAAAAUGGUUGUCAAAUUCACUCAGUCUGUGUACCAUAGGCAAGAGAAUACACAGGUUCCUGCCUCGCGAAAGACUUUGGGUAUGAAUUUGCUAGUGGAAUGACUGACUGACUGGCGUAUAUGUUGUAGCAAAGCAUCUAGUGCCAAUUUCACUAGCUACCUACUCCCUUAGCUGAAGGCAUUUGGCAGCUUAUUGUGGUAUUCACUAUCUUGACUUCUAUGAAACUCAGUAGGGUUGAAAUUGCACACAACUUCAGGCUGUGUAUGGGGAGCAGUUUGGAGAUAUUUAGCAUUAGGUGCUCUGAAGAGGUCUUGAAGUAUAACUUCAUGUUGCUAAUAACUUUUCCUGUUUCUAGCCUGUGAAUGAAUAUGUGAUUCCAAUUUCUAUAGGCGCUAAUCCCUUUAUUUCCAGUGACCACAAGUAUCCACAUCACUUUGUCCCCAUGUUCCACUCCAGAAAAGACCAGCGUUACUAAUCUAAUUAGCCAGUCAGUAGCACCAAGUAGAAAUUUGUAAUUCUACCUCUGGGACCAGAUUUAAUUCCUUUUUUAUUAAGACUUCAAGACAAAGCUUCUUUAAGAAAGGAAGACGAUGUGGCUACCUUUUGUAAAAGUAACCCUGUUAGUAUUCUAACGGAUAGCAAGUCAUUAGGAUACUGACAGCAUUCAUUAUUUGUUGAGGGCAUUUUACCCUUCAUGGAUGGUUCAAUUUAGAAACCUCAGAGGGUGCACCUGCUUAACAAAAAUGAGCACUGUACAACAGGGUCAUCAGUAAAGCACUAAAUAGUGAACAGUUGCCUACACUUGCCUGCAGACAUAAGUAGAGAGAUUAGUUUGUUCAUAAUGCCAUUCUUCAGACAGUUUCAUGAUCUGAAUUUUACUGAAUUAUUUUAUGCUUGCUCUCCAAAACAAAUAGCAAUUUUUUUUUUAAUGUGUGUUGCAGGAUGUUCGCAUGUAUCUUAAGAAUCUAUGAGACUGCUUAUCAUCCAUAGUACCGAAGCACUUCAAUAUAAAGUUCCUCCUGGUCUAGUUUUUUCCCUCCUUCCAUGGAGGCAGCUGGGGAAUUUUUAUUGGUUAACCUUUUUGUACCAAAAUCCUGUUCCCUGAAGUGCUCUCAGAAUGAGUUUCUUGACAAUUUCUAUAUUCUGGGUGCUGAUUAGGCAGUGAGGAUAUUCCUGAAAGAUGGUGACCACCUGCAACUCCUCUUGACUUCAACAGGCAUUGCAAGUUCUCUGCACCUCUGAGAAUGAGUCCUAGUGUAUUGUAUAUGCCCAAACCUGAAAACACAGUCUGUGAGCUUGAUUUGUUCAUCCUAGGGGACACAGAUACAAAUUGCACCCUCUUGCAGUAGCAGGGAGCAGUUGUGCACCAAGGGAGAUGCUAAAAGGAGGGUAGUUUAAGUCCCAUCCUCUGCCUGAGGCUGCCCAGAAAAAGCAUUUGAUCUGUGUGUUUCCUGGGUGCCUUCCCAGAAACUUCUUCCUGGCCAGCCCUGCCCAGUUACUAAGCUGUGUCAACUGGCUAGGUCUAGGUCCCUCAGCAGUGCUUGAGUUGUAGGUAGAUUGUGCCACUGUAGUCUUUGUUCAUCCAAGUGGACUUUCUGCCAUUGGAGCCCCGAUUUUGUUUCUACUAGCAGACCUCAGGGAGAGAAUUUACACAGGUAUCACUAAUUUUAGGCCAAACAGAUUUAAUGUUUUUCUUUUUAAUAGAGUGGAAGUUUUCUAAUUUUAAUAGAUUUCUUAAAUCUCUCUCUUUCAGCAUCUCUGAAGCAAAUAACACGCCAGAUGCUAAUGCAUUUUGCAGUAAGUUUAAGAGAAGAACUCCCAGCUUUUGCUCUUAGUGGCUAAUACUUUACCAUCUCCAAUGCACUCAGCAAUUAAAAGUUAAAAAUUUGCUCUUCUGACAUAAGAAACACACAAAAGAACCUGGAAAUUACUUAGUAAACUUGACUGUAUUGCCACAAUUUACAAUAACCUCCACCAUGAAAUCACUUCCUAGCAAUAAUAAUUCUGGUAAUAGGAAUAAAGCAUAGCAGUCUCCUUCAGCGCAUGAGCUUAUGGCUGUUGUCCAGCAUUCAAAGUCCUCAGCACUGUAUUUUUAAAUAGUUUAAAGCGGUUUUCCUUCUAGAUAAUGGCUAAUUCCCAUAUGUUUAAAAACUCAUCUUUAUUACAUAAAAACUGCCCUCUUUAUCGUACAAUGUUUGCUGUGAAAGCUGCAUGGGAAAUGUAAUCAACUUUCAAAUGAGAGAGCAUAGCUUUUAAAUAAAAAUUAUAUUUCAGUAAUACAACUCCAAGGGCUUUCUACUUAUUUUUCAACACAAAUACAUUUUUACCACUACCAAGUGUGCUAAUCACUUAGUGGCCGUGUAGCCCACCCCAGGAUAACUAUAAGCAUAAACCUUUUUUAUUUCACUUUUUUUAAACUCAUAACAUUUCAUGUUGACAUUUGCAGUCAUUCCCAUAGACCUGGGAAGCUAUGAUCAACAGACUGUUGCUCCAUCUCUUCACACAAUGAUUCUUUAAAUAGCCUCACAGUGUUAAACUUAUCGGACUAGACCCUACCGCAUUUUCAGCUCUUCCAUAGCUUAGUGAGAAAUUCCUGUUCGUCAUGUCAGGGGGUCAAAGAGAGAGGUUCAUAAUCCUCUUCUUUUUUGAAAAGCAGCAGUAACAAUACGGAUCCAAGCUUCUUGCCAUCAAGAGAGCAUAGUUACGGCAAACUUGCGAUAAGAUGGUACAAAAGGAGUCUCUUCUGGUGUUUAGGAGCAAAUACAUUGGUUUGUGCUUCUAGAAAAAGGGAGGGGUUAAUAUGGAAAAUGGAAUAAUAGAUUCCAUGAAAAGGGUUAAUAAGUUAAAUGACAAUAAUUCAAUACAGAAUUUGUAUCUGUAAAACUUAGCCAAAAUGAAUUUUCAUAUGAAGCAGAACCGAGGCAAGCUAAUAAGAGGCACCUGUGACUUGCCAUAUCAGCUUGGACCUGUGGUCUAAAUCAGAUAUUCAAACCUCAGGAGUGGCCUAUGCCGGAUGCUUCAGAGGAAGGCGGACUCUCCUCUUCUCCUGUCCCCUCCAGUAAUGCCCUUCUAGUUUAAUAUCUGUGAUGAACUGACACAAUACCCACAGGAAAGCAGAGGGAAAGUAAAGACAUUAAAAUGCAGAAUUGAACUUGGAGAAGUUCAGUUAUGAACUGGCCACAAUUUGCAGCCACUGCAGUCUACCAUCUUCUAUUGAAGUCAGUGGGAGAUGCUUGUAUGAUAUCUGAAUGAACUCCCAUUGAAGUCAAUGAUAUUCUUUCUGGGACUUUAAUUAGAUCAUCAGCUGCAGAAGCAGGCUCAAUGUCUAAUAAUUGAAGAAGCAUUGAGAAACUGACUGUAAGUGCACAUUGUAGUUACCUUGUAACGUUGUACAUUGUAGUCAUAACAUAUGGACAAAGGUAUUUUUAAAUGUUAAAGCAAUUCAUAUAACUUGCAGGCAUUUUUAUUAGUGAAAUGUUAUGCAGCACUUUUUCCUAGUGUUUUUAGAACAAACUGUAUGUGCCACACUGCACAAACUCAACACAAUCAUAUCCAAUCAUUCUUUUAUUCCCUCUUCUUUUCUCUUGGAUGUAACUGAUACAGAAAUUAUACGUACUUCCAGAGCAGCUAGGAAACGGCUCAAUAUUCACUCUGGCCUUUAGCACAGUUGCCCAUUAUCCAUUUAAAGGAAAUGAGUCUAUCACAGGGGUCAAGUCUUAUCCACUUGCAGAUCCUUACCCAAGAAAAGCUGUCAAACUAAAAUGAAUAUCUCUAAUGACUGCAGAGGUACAAGCAACUUGGCAGAGAGCAGUAGAUUCAAUCAUUCUGUUCAGUAAUUUUCAUCUGUCAACAAAAUGGAAGGCUGGUGUUACUUGAGCUAAUUAAAUUGUGUUUGAACCCAUUUUCUGUAAUGAAUUUCUUUGUGUGCAGCCAUUUUGAUUAUUAUAGUUUCACUUAUUUGUGGAGCCUUAUGCAGAAUGGACCAAAACUCUCUUAAAAAUUAAUUAUCUAGUCUAUUCUGGCUGGAACCCAACCUUUUUAUGCAUAAAACUUCUGCUGACUUCCUUGGAAGAUACAUGCAUAACGACACUUUAAAGUUUUUUUUUUUUUUAAAAGUGUUGUGGAAGUUUAUUCAUGCUUGGCAUACAUACACGUUUUAAAAAUCUGCAUUAAAAUUGGUAAUGUAGAUGUUCAUUUGCUGAUUUCUAUUUAAAAUGCAAGAAAUCUAUAAUCAACAUACCAUACAAAAGAAUCGGAGGACCAAGGUUUCUAGCUAAAAAUACUGCCUUGUUAAGAGUAUCCUAUACGUAUCUGGAUUGGUUGAUGUUAAUUCGUUGUCUGAUACUGUUACAGUGAUUGUGUUAGUCUAUUUUAUUUGACAAUAUGUGGCAAGAAAGAUUGUAAUAAAAAUGUCUAUGUUAAUAUGUUGUGCAUAAAAAUUGUUAGCUCCUAUUUUUGAAUACGUUGACCAUUUCAGAAUUAAACAAAACAAGAACAGUUCGGCAGUGUUCUGAGUAAGUGGAUUUGAUUAAGAUUUGAUUAGUAUCUGAUCUAAAGCUUGGGUGGAUAAGGGGAAAGCCCACGUUUGGGCACCUAAAUGGUCCCAAUAUAAAACCACAGGAUUGGGGGAGGGGGCAGGAAUAAGAGGCCCAUCUUCUGCGCAUUUCUUUGAAUAACUUUCAUAGCAGCAGGAACUUGCUGGAAGGUUACGGGUUAAAGCUCACUAAUGGAGAGGAGAUGGCGUUAGUGAUUCGAGGUUGCUAGACUGAUUUAUAGAGGAAGUUUAGCUCCAUAACUGCCUGUGGGAAACCUACAUGUUCCAAUUGAAAAGUGACUCUGGCAUUCUGCAUCUCUAUUCCCAUAUAUGGGCUACUGAAAGCUUAGGGUGAGAGAGUAUUUUGCCCUCAUCAGGGAUUAGGGGCUCCAGAACAAGAACCACAGUUCAUUCCUUGGUCUGCUUCUUGAGCAGUGAAAUGGAAGGGAGUGCAGUGCCAGGUCAGGUCCCCAUACGGCAUAAUUUACACAUUCGGGCCGUUCUGUGAGUGGAAGAAAGCAGACAUCCAGUUUAGUGAGAAACAUGGGAGUUCCUCUAUUAAAGAAGUCACUUCUGAAAAAUGCCGGUGCCAGUCAGAGAGGCUGAUUUGGUCACUUAGCCGAAUGAAAUUGGUGCCCCCCAAUUAAAUGAAACAAUGGCUCCCCUAUAGCCCUUUAAAAAGUUGAGUUAGACGCUGGUAUAAAACUAACACAUAGUCCAGCUACUUAGAAACCAAAAUGUUUCUUGACUGAAGCUUCAACACUAAAUAAAUCAUUUCUCUUAAAUCAGAUUGCAGCUUUUCAUUGUUGGAGUACCUUUCAACGCCUAUUUAAGUCAAUGGAACAGAUUUAUUAAUUAAAUAUUUAGAGUAGAAUAUUUUCAAAAGAAAAAUGGCUUUUGAAAAUACAUUUUUCUGCUCUCCUCGUGGUGUUAACUAUUGACAAAUGAGUCCCUUUAUUUGAGGACAGUUUUCUGUUCCAUAGCAUUCUGAAAUAAAUUAUUUGCUGUGCACAGCAACUUGAAAUUUUAAGUCUGCAAUAGUUGUUAAGCUUUGAAACUAGAAAUCUCUUACUUUUAAAUAUUUGGGUCAAUCGGUGAGUUUAUGCACAUUUAUAUUAGAAGAUUUAAGGUAAACAGGAUGCCCCGAUGCUUAUCAGAAACAUGAAAAUGAGUACUUAUUUUACCAAAGAAGAGCCUUGAAGAUAGAUUUUACAGGGAAUCUGUUGUUUUUAACAUAUGUUUUCUUCAGAAUGAGAUCCCAAGCUAGUUGCUCAUCAUUUAAAUUAAGUCAAAAGGAAACUAGCCAGAAGAGAAGAACAUAUAAGCUGUAUAGCAGCCCCACAUCUUCCAUACAGUUAACCAGGAAACCAAUCCCAGGCCUCGAUAGUGAUACCAAAAAAAAGAUCCUAUGAAUUGGCACUUGUUGCUCCAGCUACAAGCUCACUCUGGCCUUGAUUCAGGAAAACACUUACAUGCUUAACUUUAAGUAAAUGGGAUGUAAACAUAUAUGUACAGUUAAGCAUGUGUCUGAAGUACUUUCCUGAAUAAGGAUACAUAUUGCUCAGUUGGUGCCUCUGGGAGCAACCACAGGUCUUGAGGCAAAAAAAUCCCCGAAUUUGUAGAGAAUAAGGUAGCACAUUGAAGAAAAUACCAACAAUAUUUGAAGGCUGUGCCAUAUGUUAUCACUGAAAUUACCUGUAUAACGUACGUAUUGCCUUUGUUGUUGCAUUGCUUUUUAGAAAAAUCUGUGUCUAGAAGAAUGUAGCAUAUGUACUGUGUAUAUGUGUUAAAGUUUUAGUUGCAGUGGGGGGAAAAUGCAGAAUUUGGGGGCUGGCUGUGCAGGCCUUCAGAAUGGGAGCAGAAAGUCUUACGAAUUAUAUUUUUAUAGACAGCACUGUGGCGUCAAGUCCUAGCCACAUCAUAUCUGCCUCUUCCAGGAACGUAACAUUGUGAGGGAGGAGAGCAGAAGGUGGCUAUGACAUGGUAGGGAUAGUACAACCCCAAUAGCCCUGGACAGAUUACAAAUAAAUAAAAUAUGCCUUUGAAGUAAUAUUUUUUUAGUUCUAAAUUGUUAAACAGAGAAAUAUUUACAAGUUAACUUUCUAUGUACUUGACAUUUGUGUGGUGUUUCGUAUUGAAUAGCUGACCCUGUUAUAUGUUUACAUCUCUUAAAGAUUGUCCUUGAGGCAUAUAAAAUAAGUAAAUGAAUUUUAUGCCAGACAAACAGAGUGCUAUGUAAUGGUAAUGGUUUUAAUUUCUGGUGAAAAUGUCGGCUUUGAUAGUGUUUGUGUCUAUUCUGGUUGGCUCUCGUGCAUUUUGUUCUUGCUACAGAAAGGCUUAUAUGCUUAAUUGUGGAGGGGUGCAGUAGUACAGUAGAUAAAGGGCCAAAUAUUGCUGCCCAGCCCACUGUAGUUUGUGCAUUGAUUUUUUUUUUUAAACAUCAGUAGUCCCAAAUUUCAGUUUUGAGUUGCAUUAACAGUACUAAUAAAUAAAGCUGGGGUAAGUUAGAAA
This is a messenger RNA of Trachemys scripta elegans, 8260 nucleotides long. RefSeq names its product pyridoxal kinase (gene PDXK). NCBI's taxonomy places the organism in Eukaryota, Metazoa, Chordata, Testudines, Emydidae. The record is from RefSeq and is a predicted model, not a curated record. Gene Ontology annotation, biological process: pyridoxal 5'-phosphate salvage. Gene Ontology annotation, molecular function: pyridoxal kinase activity. Gene Ontology annotation, cellular component: cytosol.